This is a messenger RNA of Penicillium nucicola, 3510 nucleotides long. RefSeq lists its product as uncharacterized. The transcript is spliced from 5 exons. The record is from RefSeq and is a predicted model, not a curated record. Bases 1 to 3510 code for a protein of 1169 amino acids. Gene Ontology annotation, cellular component: HDA1 complex. Lineage: Eukaryota; Fungi; Ascomycota; Eurotiomycetes; Eurotiales; Aspergillaceae.
AUGCCCCGAGCUCACCCUCCCACUCUCAACAAUCGCAACACUACAAGUUCUAGGAUACGUGCUGACUCGCCUGGAGCUGGACCUGCAAUCACAAUUGAUAGUAGUGACUGUAGUGAGAGCAGCAAAGCAGAAGACGAGUGGCCUAUUAAGAGCAUUCUUGAGGAAACCGAUACGCAAUAUCUCAUUGAUUGGGAGGGACCUUACGAACCAAGUUGGGAACCCAAAGAGAACGCCAGCGAACCUGCGAUUGAGGCCUGGGAGAGGUGGAAAGCGCGCAAUACAAGAGGCAGUCCAAUUUUCAUCUCCUCUGAUAGUAGCCGCGACUUGGAAGAUUCCAGCAGCAGCUCUAGCAGCUAUCAUAGUCUCAGUCAAAACCAAGAUCAAAGCCCCGAGCAACACGUCAAUCAAACCCCCAAUCACUGCCGCAUUGAGAGUCAUAUCGCCGCCCAGCUUCAGAGUGAAUAUUUGAAUCAUCUCAGCGCAAGUCAGGAGCAAGACUCACAAGUUUCAGCGUCACUUUUUGUGAAUCAAGGCAAUCUUCCGGAAAUACUCGAAUCCAUCGAAGCUAGGAUCCAGCAAAAUUCAGUCCCCGCUCUAGCAUCGCUCCAUUACUCCUUGGACUAUUCACAAUCACGAAACCGGUCUUCUUCUUUUGAGACAGUAUCCGACUACUCUCAGCCCCCUGCGAAGCUCUUGCCAGGCGAGUCUCAGGGAGUAAACCUAGACGAUUCGCUACAAAACACCCAAGAGCAGGGAGACUCUACUCACUCCUUGUUCCUCGCGAAGCCCUUGUCAAGCGAGAUCGAGGAAGUGGGCGUAAGCAAUACGCCCCAAACCACGCAAGAGCAGAGAUACUCUACUUCUGGUCAGAGUCCUUUGAGUAUUGAUCGCAGUGAGCCCCCUCGACCUGUUGCGAGCGCACCGUUGAGCUGGCAAUCAGUCAAAUCACCAGGCACAUUCAAAGGUUUCAAAUCCAGCGAAAUAGCCGAGACGCCUGCUCACCCACCGUCUGCGAUCAGCAAUAUCUCGUUUGACACUCCCAAUCUUCGCAGCACAUUGAUUUCCCAACCUUUCCCCUCACGCAGUCUGCUUGAAGAAGUGGAAUUUUCCGAACCAAAGUAUUUUGGCACGAUCCCAGAAACAAUAUUCCACCCUUCACAGAAAAGAAAACUGAGUGGCGAAACAUUUGAUCGACCAAGAGCUUCAUUUUCGAACAUUUUCGCCACACGAUUAUCAAGCCAAACAAUGGACGAAAAUGAUAACAAAUCUCCGCUCGGUGAACUACCAGGGUCCACUCCAAGGGAAAGGAUUCGCAACGCCUGGGCACAGCUGAAUGCACCCCCUCAAUUUGGAGAAACUCAAAUGGCUAGUGGUAUUGAUACUCCAUCAUCCGUGGGAGAUAUAGAGGCGUCAAUACCAGUGUCCGUCCCUGAAGCAACAGCGCCACUCAGUGUCAGAGCUGAGACAGACCCGUUCUCCCACACCGCAGUUCAUCAUGCUCAUUCUUCUUUGUUGCCGCCGUCAGAGCUAGCUCACAGUCAGCUAGGCCAGCCAUCAAUGCAGACUAUUCAUCCAAGUGCGUUGACUGCCACAGGUAUGGAAGAGGUCGUGCCAGGAUCAGUUUACCUCGGGCCCUCCGAAUUUGCUGUGACUCUUCCAAUGGAUUCUCGAGUAAAGGAUGACUAUGAAAGGGUGUUGGCAGAUGCAGCCUCAAGCAUUCGCCGGUUCUUCGUUGGUUUCCAGUCUGAUUCUCAAAUAUCAGCUUCGGAACGGCGGAAUCUUGAGCAAAAGAUGCAGGAGGUUGUAAUGCGACUGAACAAUGUUUCAACUCAUCCAGAUCUUAACAUUGCAACUCACCUUGCAGACUCUAAUACAGACCCUGAGAAGGAGGCAUCCUGGGCCGAAUACUCUAGUGCCAAAUUCCUUUUUCUUGGUCAUCUCAUGGAUACGGUGGAAACACAUGAACUUCAUGUGAUUAUCGCGGUACAACAUGAGACAACACAGGCAGUUAUUGAGCGUUACUUGCUAGGGAAAGGAUUCGCAUACACCAGACCUCGCGAAGAUAUGGGCCGCACUCUGGAAGUAUCCAUGUCAAGAGGGCCACUUAGCUUUGGUAUUCAUUCCAGUGAGAGUGUGCGCGAACUUUACAAACCACCGUCUGCAAUUUUUGCAUUCGAUGCUUCUUUCAACCCUAAAAGCCCAUCUAUGCAGCACAUCCGAACUACAUAUGCACGAAACGGAAACUUGCUUCCUGUUAUCUGGUUCCUUGUUGCGAACACCAGCGAACACAUUCAACGUUGUUUGCCGGAUUUGACUGAACCAGAGCGAUUACGCUGGCUUGUCCAUUACAUUGCCCGCUUCCAUGACGAAGUCGGAGAUCUUCAACAUGACGCGCUCGGUAUACAUGAGAACGCCGAGGAAAUUCUCACAUAUCUUCUUGAUGGUGUUGCUGGCUGGCCACUUGCCACUAUUGAGCCCUUGGCAUUUGUCUCUAAAGAGGAACUAGAGGCGUCGACUCCUUCAUCGGGCUCUUCACUUCCACAGCCCCAGAAACGGUCUCUUGACGAUGAAGGGGAAGACUACACGUCAAAGCGGGCACGAGUCGAUACUCAAGACAACAGUCAAUUGACCGAGUCAACUAAACCUCCGAGCCAAACAUUGUAUCCCGAUUUGGAGUCACUGGAGAAGGUGCUCAUCCAGACAAAGCACGCACACGCGACAGAGAAGGAGCAGUUACAGGCAGAGCUAGCUCAAGUCCGUGCUCAGGCGAAGGAAAUGGAGCAGGCAUUCGGCAACUUACAACACCGAUUCGAGACUCGGACCGAACAAGUUUACACGAUUCGCAAAGAACGCGACUCAUUGGUGGCAACCACAGCAUCGCUUCAGGGCGCUUUCGACAAGUCGCAGCAUCAGGUUCUUGUUCUGAAAGAGGAAAGGAAACAACUUAGACAAGAGCUCCACGAGGCCAGAGAAACAAUCAAAGCUGGUGGUGGCAGCGCUGCCGAACUGGAGAUGACACGCGAGGAAAUGCGUCGUCUUAAUGCUGAAAAUGAGGACCUCACUCGCAAAGCUUCAUACGAAGCAAAGCGAUCUGAAUACACCAGAGAGCAAUACCAAACUGCAUCUACAGCGGCAGCUCAAUCCGGCAAUGAAAGUCGCCUACUGACAUCCGAAAACGAGGAACUGAAGCGCAAAGCCGAUCUGAACAAGGUCAAACUUCGCGAAAUGAACAUCAAUGACAACGAUGCCCGCCAUCUUGCGAAAAUUGAUGAGCUCAAUCUGACUCUAGCAGCGCGGGAGGAACUCCUACGCAGAAAGGAAGAGGAGCUUCGUGAAAUUCGCAAAAACCGACCAUCCACUCGCUCAACCAGCACUCAACCACGAAGCCCUAAAAUAUCAGCCAGCAGCCGUCCAACUAGCCCCGGUGUUGGCCACAACGGCAAUGGUCAUAACGGAGGUCUUCCAGGCAGAGGCAGCGCACUACGAUUUAGCUCAGAAAUGCGAUUCUGA